This is a messenger RNA of Penicillium roqueforti, 285 nucleotides long. RefSeq lists its product as uncharacterized. Lineage: Eukaryota; Fungi; Ascomycota; Eurotiomycetes; Eurotiales; Aspergillaceae. The record is from RefSeq and is a predicted model, not a curated record. Bases 1 to 285 code for a protein of 94 amino acids. The transcript has a single exon.
AUGGGCAAUACAACUCUGGCCUCAAUCCCUCAGUCCACCAACCCCGAUGUGGUCGAUUGGGAAGGCCUAGAUGAUCCCCUGAAUCCGAUGAACUGGCCCCUGAGAAAGAAAGUCGCUAUCACCAUCACCGUGGCACUGCUCACUAUUUUAACGUAUGAGACUGCUUCCCAGGCCCCCUUCGUCGGUAGUUCGGAAACUAAAACGAAGAGAAAUCCUAGGCCACUGGGAUCAUCAAUUGUAGCACCAGCUGCCUCCCAGAUCAUGGAGGAAUUCCAGCAGCCCUAG